AUGCCUUUCAUCCAACCUCCGGUCCCUCCUUUGCCCUCCGGCAUCGACCUGUCGGGCAAAACCGCAGUUGUUACCGGCGCGACGGCAGGCAUCGGGCUUGAGAUAUCUCUUCAGCUCCUCAAGUUUGGAGUAUCGAACCUGAUACUGGCAGUGAGGAAUGUCUCGAAAGGAGAGACCGUUCGACAAUCUCUCAUAUCUGACCCAGCCGUCGGCUCAACCAACCCCAAUGCCACCAUCAAGGUCAUGAAACUCGACACUGAGAACUACCCAAGCGUGCAAGACUUUGCGUCCUCUUUCAAAGCCCAAUUCACGGAUCUUCAUUUGCUCAUGCUCAAUGCUGGAAUUGGUACGCUGGGCCGCGAGUUCGCCAGCAACGGCCACGAGAAGAACAUUCAGGUCAACUACCUGUCCAACGUUCUUCUUACUCUCGCUCUACUUCCGACACUAGAGGAUACAGCUAGCAGGACUGGCCGUCCUACUCGAGUAACUUGGACAGGCAGCCGAGCACACAAGCAAACAAGCCUGAUUGCAAAGCUGCCUCUGACGAAGGAUGAAGGUCUUCUGAAGCACUUUGACGAAGCUGAGGGUAUCCCCACGUUUGCGAGAUACGGGGACAGCAAACUUUUGUGCGUGCUUUUCCAGAUGGAGCUGGCAAAGCACUACACUGCGAACAAGGUCAUCAUCAACAACUUUUGUCCUGGCAUGGUCAAUACAGGCAUGUCUGACGUGCUGCCAGUCUACCUCCGCAUCCCCAUGAACAUGGUGAAAGCGAUCAGGGCCAGGUCUCCCGAAAGGGCGGGGUGGAUAGCCUUGAAUGCUGGUGUAGUGGUUGGCUCGGAGUCACACGGGAGGUUCUUGGAAGACAUGUCGGUCGCUGAACCAUGCGAUUUUGUCAAGUCUGAGGAGGGCCAACGGGUCCAGAAGUUGCUGUGGAAUGAGACUCACGACGAGAUGGAAGGAUUAGUGGUUCUUCCUUCGUGGAUGAGUAGAGUGAUCUAA
Ilyonectria robusta is the source of this 999-nucleotide messenger RNA. RefSeq lists its product as uncharacterized. The transcript has a single exon. Bases 1 to 999 code for a protein of 332 amino acids. The record is from RefSeq and is a predicted model, not a curated record. NCBI's taxonomy places the organism in Eukaryota, Fungi, Ascomycota, Sordariomycetes, Hypocreales, Nectriaceae.